AUGGCGUCCAAGAUGAUGCUCAAAAAGUUGCCUAAUUUAAAAGAUUAUGAUUCUGUGCAAAAGUUCUUCAUUCAAGAAGUUCAACUGGGAGAAGAACUCCUGUCACAAGGUGAUUUGGAAAAUGGAGUGGAACAUCUUAGUACUGCUGUGGCAGUUUGCGGAGAGCCAGCUCAUCUGGUAGAAAUAUUAGAGCAACAACUUGCUCCUCAUGUUUUUGCAAUGUUGAUGCAAAGGCUUCCUGUUAUCAGUCGGAGAAUUGUAUCGAAUAUGACUGCUCGUCGUAUGCAAGAAGAAGAUGUUGAAUAGAGAAUUAUUUUAGUCUAAAAUAUAUUUUUCAUUAUCAUUGUAGAGCGUUCAAGUAAUUCAAUUGCUAAAGCUGGACUAAAAUGUAUAUAUGAAAUAUGCUUAUUGCAAUUACUCAUGCACUCAGAAGAAAUUAAACCAAAGUUUGUUACAA
Molecule: messenger RNA, 457 nt
Organism: Uloborus diversus
Lineage: Eukaryota; Metazoa; Arthropoda; Arachnida; Araneae; Uloboridae
Product: mitochondrial import receptor subunit TOM20 homolog
Exons: 4
Coding region: 1-306 (101 amino acids)
Biological process (GO): tRNA import into mitochondrion; protein targeting; protein import into mitochondrial matrix
Cellular component (GO): mitochondrial outer membrane; mitochondrial outer membrane translocase complex
Molecular function (GO): transmembrane protein transporter activity
Source: RefSeq, a predicted model, not a curated record